AUGGGUUCUGCUUGUUGCACCUGCUUUGGUACACUCGUUUUGUUCCACAAACUAGUAGCUUUAAAGGAAAUCACAACAACACCAGCACAUAUGAACUGCACAGGUAGAAAUAUAGAGGAGCUCCGGUUCACUUUGCUGCAGAUGAUGUCCCCGUCGUUAAAUAAAGUGAACGCAGUUAACUCGCUGAACUGGACUGCUACGUAUACGCCUACAAAACCAAAGAAGGUACAGAAAUGUGUUAGUCGGGAGAGGACUGCCAAAGUGAAGAGAAGACAAUACACGUACUCGGAGCUGAUCGAGUACUUGCAGCAGCGACAGUCGAUGGGACAGACAUACACGAAACCACACCUGGCGUACUCUCAGUUGAUCUGUGCCGCUAUCUUGCAAUCACCCAAAAAUGCUAUGAUGAUACAGCAGAUAUACUGCUGGAUAUCAUCGAACUUCCCAUACUUCAAAAUGAACGAACAAGGCUGGCAAAACUCAGUGAGACAUAACUUGUCCUCUAAUCCACAUUUUGCAAAGACAGUGAAGAUAGAUUCAAACACGGAUGGUACUUGCAAAAGGAAAUGUUUUCUAUGGACCGUGGUGCCCGGACGCGAGGAUCAAUUCUAUACGAGGGAGUCCAAUUCAAUAAGGGAACAAUUCAAAUCCAUCAACCAACACCUCAUAGCAGACAAGGAGAAUGUCGACCCAACAGCGUCACAUUUCCCCACGUCAUCCUCCAAUACAAGCUCAAGCUCUUCAACUCCAUCCUCGUGCUUCUCUGUGCAGACAGUACAAACGAUGAAGGAUUCUUUCGACCAAUCGCAGGACAAAACGGUGAACAUCAUCGACGAUAUAGAUUCCAAGCUAGACUUGCUACGCACUCCAAAGUUCGAAAAUGGGUUCACAGACCUCCAAUUACAACAGAACAAUCUAAACACGGAGGAAUGGUUCCAUAUGGACCAAUUGCUCGAUUCUUGUACAGACGUAUUCAUCUAG
Molecule: messenger RNA, 981 nt
Organism: Huiozyma naganishii CBS 8797
Lineage: Eukaryota; Fungi; Ascomycota; Saccharomycetes; Saccharomycetales; Saccharomycetaceae
Product: forkhead box transcription factor
Exons: 1
Coding region: 1-981 (326 amino acids)
Biological process (GO): regulation of transcription by RNA polymerase II
Molecular function (GO): RNA polymerase II cis-regulatory region sequence-specific DNA binding; DNA-binding transcription factor activity, RNA polymerase II-specific
Source: RefSeq, a predicted model, not a curated record